GAGAGAAGCGUCUCUUCAUAGCUGAGUGACUAAAGGCGUCUUUAUACAGUCAGAGGUGGCCCAAGAGAAGGGGAAAGAGAUGGAAGAGCAGAACCCAGAAGAACCUGGAGAUGACAAGACAGCAAGGACAGGCUCCUAUCCCACCCAAGCUGGGAGCGGUGCUGAAUUCUGGGAAAGCCCAGUGUCCGAUAUCGGUUCUCAGCUCACUGCAGUCUCAGAUGGACAUUGCCGACGCUUCCGGCAUUUCUGCUACCAUGAGGCCGAUGGGCCCCGAGAGGUUUGCAGUCAGCUCCAUGGACUUUGCAGCCAGUGGCUGAAGCCGGAGAGGCGCACCAAGAAGCAGAUCGUGGACCUGGUGAUCUUGGAGCAGUUCCUGACUAUCCUGCCCCAGGAAAUGCAGUGCUGGGUCAGAGGAUGUGGGCCAGAGACCAGUUCCCAGGCGGUGGCCCUGGUCGAAGGUUUCCUCCUUAGUCAGGCAGAGGAGAAGAGGCAGGCAGAACAGUUGUCGGCACCAUCCGUGAAGAAAGAAGCUACAUUCCCUGAGGCGGAAGGAGCUUCCUCGAAGCAAGGUUUGGAUCGUCUUACUGUUUGAUGGAUCUGUAACUGGUUGACAGAUCACGUCCAAAGAGUGCUUCUUAAUAG
Messenger RNA from Heteronotia binoei (common prickly gecko), 642 nucleotides. Its product is annotated as zinc finger and SCAN domain-containing protein 31-like. The transcript has 2 exons. The record is from RefSeq and is a predicted model, not a curated record. Lineage: Eukaryota; Metazoa; Chordata; Lepidosauria; Squamata; Gekkonidae. Bases 80 to 592 code for a protein of 170 amino acids.